Tilletiopsis washingtonensis is the source of this 265-nucleotide messenger RNA. RefSeq lists its product as hypothetical. The record is from RefSeq and is a predicted model, not a curated record. Lineage: Eukaryota; Fungi; Basidiomycota; Exobasidiomycetes; Entylomatales. The transcript has a single exon. Bases 41 to 259 code for a protein of 72 amino acids.
CCUCUGCGGGCUGGCCCCAGGGACAAGCGUGUUACGGAUCAUGGUGCUGCCGCCUGCGCCAGACCCUUCUGCGCUGCGAGCUUUCAGCUGUGCGCUGCGCACGGAGCGCGCUCUCGCCAGCCGCCGCAGACGGCAGCAUCAAGCAGGCCCAUGUGGUGGACGCACCGCUGCACGGUCGGGGCCUCCGGGCUUUGGCACGUCCCACGCGCAGGAGAGGCCGUUCGGAAAGCGGCAGUGUCCUCGGGUGCGUGCCGCAUGACAAGUA